UUUGAAUGAUGAUCUAUCAUAUUAAGAUGAUGCUAGACUGCAUAGCCGACCCGGUCCGACCCACCAUCGGUUCUCUAAGGAGCAUAGCUACCCCUCAUCUUGUCCGAUAUAUAUCUAAUGACAUUUCCUUCCUUUCCAUGCCCUUAUGAAUUGUUCUUCUUCCCAGAGACUUCUAUUUGCCAAACACGAGUCCAGUCUGUAAUUACAUCGACAAGUCAUCCCAUCGCUUCGCUUGAUCCACCAUGUCUACCGACAAGAUUACCUUCUUGACCAACUGGCACGCGACGCCGUACCAUGCCCCUCUCUACCUAGCCCAGGCCAAGGGGUACUUCAAGGACGAAGGCAUUAAGGUGGCUCUUCUAGAGCCCAACGAUCCGAGUGACGUCACCGAAAUCAUCGGCACCGGAAAGGUCGACCUUGGCUUCAAGGCCAUGAUCCACACCCUUGCCGCAAAAGCCCGUAACUUCCCGGUCCUUUCCAUCGGCUCGUUGCUCGACGAGCCUUUCACCGGUGUCGUGUACCUCAAAGACAGCGGUAUCACCCCCGACUUCACGACUCUCAAGGGCAAGCGAAUCGGUUAUGUUGGCGAAUUCGGAAAGAUCCAGAUUGACGAGCUUACUUCUCACUACGGCAUGACCCCAGCCGACUACACCGCCGUGCGCUGCGGCAUGAACGUGUCCAAGGCCAUCAUCAAGGGGGAGAUCGACGCCGGCAUCGGCCUCGAGAACGUGCAGAUGGUCGAGCUGGAGGAGUGGCUCGCCUCCCAAGGCCGCGCCAAGAGCGACGUGCAGAUGCUGCGCAUCGACGAGCUCGCCGAGCUGGGCUGCUGCUGCUUCUGCACCAUCCUGUACAUCGGCAACGAGCGGUUCCUCGCCGAGAACCCGGAGAAGGCGCGCGCGUUCAUGCGGGCCGUCAAGCGCGCGACGGACUUCGUGCUGGCGGAGCCGGCGCGGGCCUUCGCCGAGUACGUCGAGUUCAAGACGGCCAUGGGCACGGAGCUCAACCGCAAGAUCUUCGAGCGCUCGUUCGCGUACUUCUCCAAGGACCUCAAGAACGUGCGCCGCGACUGGGAGAAGGUGACCCGGUACGGCAAGCGCCUCGGCGUCCUGGACCAGAGCUUCGAGCCUAACUACACCAACGCGUUCCUGUCCUGGACCCUCGACGGCGAGUCUGCCGACCCGACCGGAGAUCAGAAGCGCAUGGUGGUGCUGCAGAAGGACGUUGCUAGCAACGGCGGUUUUCACCGCCUUGAAGCUGGCGGCGCUAAUGGGACUGCUGUCCAGGCUUAGGGGGUGUGACGUGAUUCUCGGGAAUACUUUACCGCGUUCGCGAAACGAGAUUAUUACCUACGCGCAGGCAUUCGCUCUUUACAAAUAAGCCUCCAGGACGCUCCUUACGUCAUAAGUAGGAUAGUUGCUCUAGUAUGGCGACGUAUAUCAGAGCCAAAUAAAAUAGCAACAGCGGCUAUGAGUCUUUUAGUACAAAUGUGAAAACUUGAAAUUCUGUAAAAGACCUCGUAUUAAGUUCGUCGUUACGCGUUUGGGGUAACAGUAUAGGUAUGCACUUAAACGUAUGGAUAUGCUAAUCUGCUCAUCCGUCUAAGUGCAUAUAAGGUAGAGAAAUACAAGUGAAAUUCGUAUAGAUACGUAAAUAUCUCAGCGUUAAUUCCCUUGUUUAAAUCAUAUCUUGGUUUCCUGCAGAAAAGAAUUAAGGAAGAUAGAAUGUUGUAUUGUUGUUUUAGUCUCUAAGCUCUAAAAUCUCCGCAGGAGAUUUUAAAUACCUCCCACAGUGCAAGUAGCACUUUCCCAGCUUGUACACUCCAUCUCCUGCCAAGAUCUCUCUGAACCCCACGCCAAGAUGC
Molecule: messenger RNA, 1861 nt
Organism: Annulohypoxylon truncatum
Lineage: Eukaryota; Fungi; Ascomycota; Sordariomycetes; Xylariales; Hypoxylaceae
Product: NMT1 protein
Exons: 6
Coding region: 243-1289 (348 amino acids)
Biological process (GO): thiamine biosynthetic process
Source: RefSeq, a predicted model, not a curated record